Messenger RNA from Arctia plantaginis, 1026 nucleotides. Lineage: Eukaryota; Metazoa; Arthropoda; Insecta; Lepidoptera; Erebidae. The record is from the annotation of a GenBank genome assembly.
AUGGAGCGGCCUCGCACUCUCCAACGCGCACCAGAAGGUGAGUGUACCGUACCCGGGGCUCCCCCCCAACCCCCCUUCGGCUGGAAACCCGGGAACAUGGAAGCCCUCGCACUCUCCAAAAGCGCCCCCCAAAAAGGUGAUUUUACCGUACCCGGGACUCUCCCCCCGCCCUUUGGCGGACCCCAACAUGGAGCGCCCCCCACUCCCCCAAAAGCGCACCCAAAGGGGAGUUUAACCCUACCCGGGACUCCCCACCGCCUUCGGGGGGACCGGCAAAAUGGAGCGCCCCGCACUUUCCAACGGCGCAAAGAAGGGGUGUACCGUAAACCCGGGACUCUCCCCCCCCCUUCGGGCCUUUGGGCCGGAAAAUGGAGCGCCUCGCACUCUCCAACGCGCACCAAAGGGGAGUGUUUCCGUCCCGGGGCUCUCCCACCCCUUCGGCUGGACCGGCAACAGGAGCGCCUCGCCCCCCUCCCAAAGCGCACCAGAAGGGGGAGUUGGGACCGUAACCCCGGGACUCCCCCCCCCCCUUCGGUGGACCGGGGAACAUGGAGCGCCUCCCCACUCUCAAAGCGCCCCCAGAAGGUGAGUGUACCCUACCCGGGGCUCCUUCCCCCCGCCCUUUGGCUGGACCGGAAAAAUGGAGCGCCUCCACCUCUCCAACGCGCACCAAAAAGGGAUUUUACCGUACCCGGGGGCCCCUCCCACCCCCUUCGGCCCGGCCGGCAAAAAGGGGCGCCUCGCACUCUUUCCCAAAGCGCAAACCCGAAGGGAGUGUACCGUAAACCCGGGGCUCUCCCCCCCGCCUUCGGCUGGACCGGCAAAAAUGGGGCGCCUCGCCUCUCCAAAAGCGCACCAGAAGGUGGCGUGUACCGUACCCCGGGAACCCCUCCCACCGCCUUGGCUGGACCGCCCAACAUGGGGCGCCUCUCCCCAAAAACCAAACACUCUAGCUUUAAACCCCUACUGUUUACCCGGCGGGUGAAAGCAAAAGCGCCCAAACAUCACCCCGAGCGAAGAAGAUGA